AUGGGAUAUAUAAACACCUUGAUCAGCAUAAUGAUUACAUCAACACUCUUAGGUUUGAUUUUAUUUUUUAGGGGUGUUUUUAUAGAUAGAUAUUAUAUUAGGGUUAAAGCUGAAGGAAAAAUAGAAAAAGCAGAUCCAGUUGUACUAAUAGUAAUAGAUUCAUUUAGAAUGGAUUUAGCAGUGAGCAACUAAUUCAAUUUUAUCUAAUAAAGAAAAAACGAUCCUUAAUCCCUUAUUUUUUUAUCAUUAGCUGAAACUCCAACAGUCACUGGACCUAGAAUUCAAACUAUGACUACAGGUAACUUCGCUCCAUUAACAAAGGUUUUAGAUAAUUUUCAUGAUUCGGAGGUAUCAUUUUCAUUAAUUUAGAUUGUUGAAGAUAGUUUUAUCCGCUAAGCAAAAAUGAGUGGAAAGAAGACAUUAUUCAUAGGUGACAAUAACUGGUUAGGACUCUAUCCUAAUGAAUUUACUUAAGCUCAUCCUUUAAACAAAAUGAGAAUUAAUUCUCAUGCUAUGUAUGGUGUUGAUAAAAAAUUUGAAAAAAUAUUCCACUAAAAUCUUAAUUAGAGAUUUGAUCUGACAGUGAUUCACUUUUUAGGAAUAGAUUAUGUUGCUCAUGAAUAUAAUAGGGUUGUUUAAAAUAAAGUUCUUGAAGAAUAAUUAGAAUAAUUGAGUGAUAUUAUAACAAGAAUUUAUUAGAGAUUAUCAAAUGAUACUACUCUAAUUAUUACAGGUGAUCAUGGAAUGUUGAAUGAUGGAAAUCAUGGAGGUAACAGUUCCUUAGAAACUAAUACUGUAUUCUUCGUAACUAAAAAAAAUGCUCACUAUAACAAACACUAUAUGAAAAAUGUUAAUGGAUUUCGAGAUGACUAUGAAACUUUUGUGGUCUCAAAAGAUUCAUAUUUAAGAACAAUUAAAUAAGUUGAUAUAGCACCAACAAUAGCUAAAUUAAUUGGAGUGCCAAUUCCAUUUAGUAAUAUAGGAAUGAUUAUACCAGAAAUAUUCCCUAGUGAUGUUGUUGAUGAUUAUUGUGUAGAGAAUUUAAAGUAGAUGUUUCAUUAUUCAAAAAAAAUAAAAUAAGAUUAAGGAUUAUUUACUAAAUCAUAAAUUAGAUAAUGGAAAAACAAAAUCGAUAAAGUGUCUAAUUGUGUUUAAGCUAUUCCAAUUAUGGAAGAAAUUCAACAUUAAAGUAGAAUAAUAUGGAAUAAUUAUAAUGAACUUCUAAUAAUCCUUUCAAUUAUCUUUUCAAUCCUCAGUUUAUUACUUUAUAUUACUACUUUAUUGACAAUUAAAUAUGUUAAAGACUAUUCACUAUGUAAUACAUUAAUGAGAUAAAUUAAAUCCAAAUAUAAUAUUUAUAGUAAGUAAAUAUUUAUAGGACUUUUUGGAUUGGCAAGUUUAAUUUUGUUUUUUGAAAUAGAAAUUUUUAUAGCUAUUGUUUUAAUUCUAUCUAUUACAGUUAUCCUAAUAUAUUCAAUUGUAUUAUUGUAUUAAUGUAUGAAGGAAGAAUCUGCUUCAUAUUCUUCUUUACAUAAGGAUCCAAUCAAUUAAAGUAAAGAAUUUUAAUACUUUAAAUUUUUUAUUUUUGCCAUAUUUUUACAUAAAGUAUAUAGACAAGGAUCUUUAUUGUUUUCUAUUGAUGCUGGAACUAUUGAACAAAAUUAAUUGUUUGAUUAAAUAUUCGAUUUAUUAUUUAUGAGUUUUGUUCUAAAUAUUAUGGUUUUACUUAAAACCUAUUACGAUUCAGGAUAAUCAAAAAUACAUUUUAUUUAAUUAGCUAAGUCUAUUGGAGAAUAGUUAAUGCUUGUAGUUUUAACAUUAAUUUUGUUACAAUUAGAAUAUCUAUAUUAUGAACUUAGUCUAGAGCAUUCUUUCAAAAAUUUAAAAAAGAAGAAACAAAUAAUUCAUAUUUAUUUCCCCUCUAUUUUACAACAUGUCUUGCUAUAUUACUAUUAACAAUUAGGGAAUAAAAAUAAAUUCAAUAAAAUAAUAGCCCAUUUAUUUUUAUUUAUCGUUUAAUUCUACUUUAUUGUCCCUUAGAUAUCUAUGUUUGAUCAAAAUAGAAUCCUUAUAUAGAACUCCCUAAAAGCAUUUAUAUUUUGUAUGCCCUUUUUUUACAUCUAUGCUAAAGAUUUGAUUUUCAUCUUAAUUCCUACAUAAUUGGCAACAUCUUAAUAUGGAAUUGCAAUAUAUACUUACUUCAUAAUAUUAAUGUUAUUGGUGUAUAUUUUAUCCAAACCAUAAUUGAAAGUACUAUUUUAUAAUCUAUUAAUAGUAUAAUAAAUUAAUAUUUGUUGCAAUAAUUUCAUUAAUUUGCUAGUACACAUGGUUUAUGGUAGGCAAUCAAUGUUCCAUAUCUUCAGUUUAACGUGCAACAAAGAGAAUAGGGUUCUCUACUACUAAUGGUGUGGAACUGCUUCUAAUAAUAAUAUUUCUAUUAAUAGGCCCUUAUGUAGGUGGUUGCUUAUUUUUGAAAUUUGUAGGGAAUAUGUUAAAGGAAGAAAAAGAUGAAUUAAGAGAAUCAGAGAAGGAGAAUUCAAAUAAGGAAAUAAAACUAUAUUUUUUGCUUAACUUUUAUCUUUAGAUAUUGUUUACCCAAUUCCACAAUUAUAAUAAUUUAGGUGGAUAUACAACAAUUUAAUUUAAAUAUAUCUUUGAUGUAGUUGGAUAUAUAAUUAUUUGUCUAUUAGUUUAUAUUUAAUGA
This is a messenger RNA of Paramecium primaurelia, 2704 nucleotides long. The record is from the annotation of a GenBank genome assembly. NCBI's taxonomy places the organism in Eukaryota, Ciliophora, Oligohymenophorea, Peniculida, Parameciidae.